Molecule: messenger RNA, 1140 nt
Organism: Tricharina praecox
Lineage: Eukaryota; Fungi; Ascomycota; Pezizomycetes; Pezizales; Pyronemataceae
Exons: 1
Coding region: 299-919 (206 amino acids)
Source: RefSeq, a predicted model, not a curated record
CAUGCCGCUCCACAGUCGAGUAUCCCCACAAAUCGCUGUCCGCACGGCGCACACAUCGCCAACUAGUUGCUGCGGCUGCGUGGAUCCGUCCGGUUCCGGCCCCUGCGAGCGAGGCCAAGUCACCAUCCCCCCACCAUCACCAAAUACGCCACUUACCUACUCGAGCUACCUCCCGGUCGUGGGUAGUUGGCACUUAAGGCUGAAUCCUGCGCUGCUGCGCAUGCAGUUGAUCGAACCAUGCCCCAUCGAGUACAUACACUAAACACUGCGUGUCGUACUCGGUUACAAGCGCAUCCGUAUGCCAGCUAUGUAUGUAGACUUCCACAGGAACGAUACUAGUAACUUCUGCUUGCAAGGCACCUACUCUAGUUACAUACGGUACCCGACAACUCGACACGACCUCGUUUUCGCGAAAGACCCUCAUCAUCAUCCGCGCUUGUCGCCAGUUCGCGACCAUCGUGGAAGAUCCAUGAUCCCCCGAUCACUUGGCGUGGAAUCCGUGGAGGCCAGAUCCGGAGGAGGAGGAGGAGGAGGGGUGUGUCGAUCAACGAGACAACUUGUCGAGAGUCGGCCUGACACUCACAUAUCGCAGCGACGAAAGCCUGACACUCACACAUCGCAGCGUCGGCGUCUUACGUACAUAUGGACACAGAAUACCCAGCCAGCUCCUUCGCCAGGCUCCAGGCAGCACGCGAAGGAAGAAAGGAAGCAAGCACUACUCUAUGUACAGGCUACAGCCCAGAUUCAAAAUUUGGGGGAUAGUGUCAGCCAACGGAUAGUGCGGCAGAGGCGGUAUUCGACGGAGGAGUGGAGAGGAGGGGCCAGUGCAGGGAGAUUCCUUGAAUCCAGGCGGCUGCCUAUUGUAUAUCCCCAGAAUCCCCAAUUCGAACUGCGGGGAAUUUUCCAAAAUCUUACAUAGAUAAUAUGGAAACCAAUCCCCCUCCCCGCCCUCCGCGGUUGGACAAGUUCGGGGCACACAGGUCCUGUCCUGUCCGAUCAUGACUGCAUACCUACCCAGGUAUUAUUCCGACGACGGCGUACGGUAGCUACAUAGCUAGAAACAAAUAAAUCGAGAGUCCUAUAGAUACAGGUGCCCAUCUGUCGGCAGUGACGGAAACCUUUUUCCCAUGAUCACAUCGA